This is a messenger RNA of Melanotaenia boesemani (Boeseman's rainbowfish), 3465 nucleotides long. It is a transcript of the gene lrrn1, whose product is annotated as leucine rich repeat neuronal 1. The transcript is spliced from 2 exons. Bases 500 to 2677 code for a protein of 725 amino acids. Lineage: Eukaryota; Metazoa; Chordata; Actinopteri; Atheriniformes; Melanotaeniidae. Gene Ontology annotation, molecular function: protein binding. The record is from RefSeq and is a predicted model, not a curated record.
UGACAGACAGGCGCUCUCAACCAAUAGCCUGCCGGGGAAUCAGCUGACUUGUGUGGACAGCGCCAGGUGUUUGUCUUUUUUUUUUUUUUUUUUUUUUUAUCAUUUUCUUCCUCGUUUCCAGAGACAGGAACAGGCGACGGCAGUGCGGAGGAAUAUCAGGGUGACAAACCGGCAGCAGGUUGGAGACGGCAUCAUGGGACUGAUGGGAUACACAAGCCGCAACUCGCUGUAAACAGACACAAGCUGAGCCUCGUAUGAAACAGGAACAUGUCUUAUUACGCUUUUUUUCAGCCUGUUCAGCUGGCACCGUGAUAUUCAUCUUUUGGGGUGCUGACGCGCAUACCUGGAUGAACGAGCUGUGCGCUUGGGAACAUCGGACUGAAAUGCCAACAAGAUAAUCCUGCAACUCCAUCAUCGUUUGGAUUUAAAUCCUGAAUUUCCUGUAAUCAGUGGAAAGUCUGGUUGAUGUUUGUAACAUAGCCUGGUCCCAAGCCAUUUGAUGGUCUUCCUGUCCCUUCCAAGCAUGGCUAGAUGGAAGUUAGACUGCUUUUCUCUGGGCCAAGUGUUUGCUGGCCUGAUCCUGGUAUCAAUAGGACUAUCUUGUGUCCAGAGCAAUGAGUGUCCCCAGCUGUGUGUAUGUGAGAUCCGACCCUGGUUUACACCCCAGUCUACCUACAGAGAAGCCAUCACUGUGGACUGCAAUGACCUACGCUUAACACGGAUCCCGGGGAACUUGUCCAGUGAGACUCAGGUCCUUCUCUUGCAGAGCAACUACAUCGCCAGGACCAGUGAGGAGCUGGAGCAGCUCUUCAACCUGACCGAGCUGGACCUGUCCCAGAAUAACUUCAGUAACAUUCGAGAUGUUGGUCUCACCAACAUGUCCCAGCUCACCACCCUUCAUCUAGAGGAGAACCAGAUCACAGAAAUGCCAGAUUAUUGUCUGCAGGACCUCAGCAACCUGCAGGAACUCUACAUCAACCACAAUCAGAUAAACACCAUCUCUCCUAAUGCCUUUUCUGGGCUUCGUAACCUGCUCAGGCUUCACCUCAACUCCAACAGGAUCAAAACCAUCAGCAGCCAGUGGUUUGAAUCUACGCCCAACUUAGAGAUACUCAUGAUUGGAGAGAACCCUGUUGUUGGAAUUAUGGACUUUAAUUUCAAGCCACUGGGCAAUCUAAGAAGCCUGGUUUUAGCUGGGAUGGACUUGACAGAUGUCCCUGGUAAUGCCUUUGUGGGACUUGACAAUCUUGAGAGCCUCUCUUUCUAUGAUAAUAAGCUGGUUGAAGUACCUCAGAGAGCCCUCCAGAAAUUACCCAACCUCAAGUUUCUAGAUUUAAAUAAAAACCCAGUGCACAAGAUUCAGGAAGGAGAUUUUAGGAAUAUGCUGAGGCUGAAGGAGCUGGGUAUAAACAACAUGGGAGAACUGGUUUCCAUUGACCGGUAUGCUUUGGACAACCUCCCUGAGCUCACUAAGCUGGAGGCGACCAACAACCCCAAGUUCUCUUAUAUAAAUUGUCAGGCCUUCCGUGAUGUCCCAGCUUUGGAGAGUCUAAUGCUGAACAACAAUGCCUUGACUGCCCUCUAUCAGUCCACAGUAGAUUCCCUCCCCAACUUGCGUGAGAUCAGCAUCCACAGCAACCCCCUGCGCUGUGACUGUGUCAUACAGUGGAUGAGCUCCAACAGAACUGCAGUACGAUUCAUGGAACCUCUGUCCAUGUUUUGUGCCAUGCCAGCUGAGGUCAGAGGUAUGCAUGUGCGUGAGGUGUUGCAGAAUAAGUUAGUAAACCAGUGCCUGCCCAUGAUUUCUCACGAUACCUUCCCCAGCCAUCUCAGUUUGGAAAUUGGUAUGACCGUGGACUUGGACUGCAGAGCUAUGUCCCAGCCUGAGCCUGAAAUCUAUUGGGUGACACCGAUGGGAAACAAGAUAAUGAUUGACACCCUGUCUGACAAGUACAGCCUCAACAGUGAAGGGACAUUGAAAAUUUCUCAUAUCCAAGUUGAGGACUCUGGCAGAUACACCUGUGUGGCUCAGAACUCAGAGGGAGUUGACACAAGAGUGGCAGCCAUACAGGUGAACGGUACUCUGUUAGACAACACGCAGCUCAUGAAGAUCUACGUCAAGCAGACAGAAGCCGACUCCAUUCUUGUCUCCUGGAAAAUAAACUCAAAUGUAAUGACUUCCAACCUCAAGUGGUCAUCCGCAACCAUGAAAAUAGACAACCCGCAUAUUACUUACACUGCCAGGGUACCUGUGGAUGUCCACGAGUACAAUCUGACGCAUUUACAACCAGCAACCGAAUACGAGGUGUGCCUCACAGUCUCCAACAUCCACCAACAAAUGCAAAAGUCAUGCGUGAAUGUGACAACGAAGCAAGCGACCUUUGCUGUGGAGAUAUCUGAUCAGGGGACCAACACUGCUCUGGCAGCAGUCAUGGGAAGCAUGUUUGCAGUCAUCAGCUUGGCCUCUCUAGGCGUGUACAUGGCCAAGCGGUGGAAGAGGAAAAAUUAUCACCACUCCCUAAAAAAGUAUAUGCAGAAGACCUCAUCAAUACCACUAAAUGAGCUGUACCCUCCUCUUAUUAACCUGUGGGAGGCAGAUAGUGAGAAGGAGAAGGAAGGCACCUCAGAGACCAAACCCAGCCAGGUGGACACCACACGCAGCUAUUACAUGUGGUGAGAGCAGCUUUCCUGUGCAAGAUGCAAAGUCAGGAGCACAAAAGCAGACAUGCUUCUUUGUGGAAAAGUGAACAAAGUUUUCUCUUUUUAUUUUUAUUUUUUUCUUUUCCUUUUGGCUUCCUUCAGUCCGCUCAGACUGAGGCGAACUAUGAAGCUAAUUUUCUGGUCUCUAGUUUAGCAUACUGCCUUUUUACCUCUCACCUGUUUUCACACACAACAUGGAAGCAGUGCUGAGCUUCCUGGACUCAGUAGUCACUGUGCUUUACUUUUGUCCUUGUUUUGACGAACACAGCAUGAGUAUUGUCACGGAUUCAAAGGAAAAGCUGAAAUCCAAACGUUUCUCUGACAGAGCUGUUAAAGACUGCAAUCGUUCUUUCUAUCGUUAAACAGUUUCACUUUUGACUGUUGUGCACUGAAAUAUAUAUAAAUAUAUACUAAUUUGUCUAUCAACUCAAAUAUAAGCUGAGAAAGUAUGUUUAGACUUGAUAUAUCGUCUAUUGAAUAAUCAUAGAAACUCUUCUGUAAUGUUGUAUCAGCUUUUAUUUGACUUUCAGAACUUUUUGUACAUUAAAACGUUUGUUUGAUUUAGACUUUCCGCUUGCAGGGUUCUGUAAACCAGCAAUAGAAAUAUGAAUGUUAUAAACUAGGUGAAUAGUUGUAAGGCUUUUUUCAGUUACCUAAAGAUUUAGUUUUCUUUUGCUAGAAUGUCAGCAAUCACUGCUUUUGUUGUUGUUUACACACACAAACAUGUUUAAUGAGGAGCAACUAAAAUAAAAUCUUUUUUCCUCA